Messenger RNA from Aureobasidium subglaciale EXF-2481, 780 nucleotides. RefSeq lists its product as uncharacterized. The coding region runs from base 142 to 612 and encodes 156 amino acids. The transcript has a single exon. The record is from RefSeq and is a predicted model, not a curated record. Lineage: Eukaryota; Fungi; Ascomycota; Dothideomycetes; Dothideales; Saccotheciaceae.
AGGUAAGUUUUACAUCAAAGAAAGCUCUCUACUUCGCUGACAAUCAUCCAGAAGUUCAAUGGCUUCGUACACGUCGAGAACGCACAUCUUCUGGACUUUCUCUUUGACGGCUACUUCGAUGCCCUAAUCCGUCACCACGAAAUGGACAGUCUCGAUGAUUUCGACCCUGCUCUCGACGAAGCCCCGAUUCUCCGUCUCCCGAGCCCAGAAACUAAGACCAUUGCGCCCGAAGCGAAGCUCAUGUCGUCCGAGGAAAUGGAGCGCAAGAAGUCCAAGAACAAGAAGCGUAACCAACGCAAGAGAGCCGCAGAAAUGACCAAGAAGAAGGAGAACACUGCCGAUCUCUCUACAGCUGGGUCGACCCCAGAUCCCGAGGUCGACCUCUCAAGCAGUAUGGCACUUGUCAGCAUCGGUUCCCCAACUUCUACCAAGUACGAAGACAAGGGUCCUCCGAGAGUCAAGUUUGUACCCAAGUCCAAGGACAAGGAGUGGGUGGACCACACCUGUCUGAAGUCGGAGACCUGUACAAACUUCUUCACUACUCUCGCUGAAGCCAUGCUUCAAGUGCCCACGGCCAAAUUGGAGAGACGUGUUUAUGGCUCUCAGACCUGAUCGCUGUACGGAGCCUUGAUUGUUGCCCAUGGCGGUGAGAUCAGGCAAGCUGUUGAGCAUGUUAGCUAGAACUUAGAUCACAAGACACUUGCUUCAUCGCGACGAGCUCGAGCAUAGCUUUGUAGUCAUGAAUUGUAUCGAAAACAUCGUCUGCAUCCAGUCGAAUGC